This is a messenger RNA of Drosophila innubila, 1428 nucleotides long. RefSeq names its product gustatory and pheromone receptor 33a (gene Gr33a). The coding region runs from base 1 to 1428 and encodes 475 amino acids. NCBI's taxonomy places the organism in Eukaryota, Metazoa, Arthropoda, Insecta, Diptera, Drosophilidae. Gene Ontology annotation, cellular component: neuronal cell body; membrane; dendrite. The transcript has 5 exons. The record is from RefSeq and is a predicted model, not a curated record. Gene Ontology annotation, biological process: sensory perception of taste.
AUGAUACAAAUUAUGAAUUGGCUUUCAAUGGCCAUUGGGCUUAUACCCUUGAAUCGCCAGCAAUUGCGUUCUAACUAUCUGGUGGACUAUAUAAUGAUGUAUCUAGUGCCGUGCCUGUAUUUAAUGGCAUAUUUCGGAAUCAAUUUGUGGCAAAGUUUUGGACUCUCAUUCUUGGAUGCAUGCAACAGCGUCUGUCGCCUGAGUAACAAUCUCUUUAUGCAUUUGGGCGCUUUCCUAUAUGUAACCAUAUUUGUUUUGAGUUUAUAUCGCCGCAAGCAGUUCUUUGUGGAUUUUGAAACGCAUAUUGCCGAGAUCGAUGUCGUCAUACAGAAAUGUCGUCGCGUUGCCGAAUUAGACAAGAAUCGUGAUAAGGCCGUCAAACAUAGCGUUGCCUACCAUUUCACUUGGCUCUUUGUUUUUAGCGUAUUCAUCUUUGCCUUGUAUUACGAUUCCACCGAAUUGUAUGCAACCUUUGCUGAGUAUGCGAUAAUACCGUUCAUGGUAUCAAGUUUUCCAUAUCUGGCUGGAAGCAUCAUUCAAGGGGAAUUCAUCUAUCAUGUGUCUGUCAUUUCGAAUCGCUUUGAGCAAAUUAACACGCUGUUCGAGAAAAUUAACCAGGAGGCACGUCGUCGUCAUGCCCCGCUCACAGUAUUCGACAUUGAGAGCGAGGGAAAGAAGCAGGAGAGGAAGACGGGGGCAACUGUAGCAAUUGCAACCAAAUCAGCAUUUGGCAUAGAACAAAAACUGGCAGAUGAAAUGAAACGUCAGAAGCCGCAACAGUCGGAGCAUGAGGAUGACGAUGAAAUGAAUACCAGUGAUGAGGAGGACGAUGAUAUUUUUGAUUACAACGAUGACAAUACGAACGAGAAUACUGAGAGCACCUCGGAGGCCAAUUUGCCGGAUCUGUUUAAACUGCACGACAAAAUUCUAUCGUUGAGUGUGCUUACCAAUGGAGAAUUUGGACCACAGUGUGUCCCAUAUAUGGCUGCCUGUUUUGUGGUCAGCAUUUUUGGCAUAUUCCUCGAGACGAAGGUCAAUUUCAUCGUCAGUGGCAAAAGUGCAGUGUUGGAUUACAUGACCUAUUUGUAUGUCAUUUGGAGCUUUACCACAAUGGUUGUGGCCUACAUUGUGUUGCGUCUCUGUUGCAAUGCCAACAAUCAUUCCAAGCAAUCGGCAAUGAUAGUGCAUGAGAUCAUGCAAAAGAAACCAGCUUUUAUGCUCAGCAAUGAUCUCUUCUACAACAAAAUGAAGUCCUUCACCUUGCAGUUCCUUCACUGGGAGGGAUACUUUCAGUUCAACGGCAUCGGACUCUUUGCCCUCGACUACACAUUCAUAUUCUCGACUGUCAGCGCAGCCACAUCCUAUUUGAUCGUCCUGCUGCAGUUUGACAUGACGUCCAUAUUGCGCAGCGAGGGUCUUAUGACAUAA